CUCAACGUCACGUUGGUUCGCGCUACCCACGGACAGGCAGAUUCAAGAAAUGAGAUACGACGAAGAGGUGGUACGAACGGUUUCUGAAAACGGACAGAAAUUUCAAGGAAAGGAUCGCCUUCAGGACCACAGCGCGGCAACAUGCUGCCGCCCCGUUGAACAAUCGUCUUUUUAAUCAAGCAAUAACACCAAGUAAAAAUGUUACCCACGAAUUCAAGCAAAAAAAAAUUGUGCAUCCGCAAGUUGAAAUCUCAAAUUGUUGUCGUUGCCAAAUAAGUCGUGCACAACGCAAUCCUGUGGUCCCGGAAUAUGGCUUCGUCCACGAAGAGAUCAUGGAAACUCCAGGAUUUUGUUGCCCACUCGUCCAAUGUCAAUUGUCUAGCACUAGGCCACAAGUCUGGACGUGUUUUGGUCACUGGUGGUGAUGACAAGAAGGUGAAUCUAUGGGCUGUUGGAAAGCAGAAUUGUAUUAUGAGCCUGAGUGGUCAUACCACACCGAUAGAAUGCGUAAGAUUUGGACAAACAGAAGACUUAGUAUGUGCUGGCUCACAGACAGGAGCAUUAAAAAUUUGGGACUUGGAACAUGCCAAAUUAGCUCGUACAUUGACAGGACAUAAAGCAGGUAUACGAUGCAUGGAUUUUCAUCCCUAUGGAGAAUUGUUGGCAUCAGGAAGUUUGGACACCGCUAUUAAGCUUUGGGACAUUAGGAGGAAAGGAUGUAUAUUCACAUAUAAGGGACAUAAUAGAAUGGUGAACAGUUUGAAAUUUAGUCCUGAUGGUCAAUGGAUUGCUAGUGCAGGAGAGGAAGGAAUGGUUAAGUUAUGGGAUUUAAGAGCUGGCAGACAACUUAGGGAAUUCUCAGAACACAGAGGACCAGCAACAACAGUAGAAUUUCAUCCACACGAAUUCUUAUUAGCUAGUGGUAGCGCAGACAGAACAGCUCAUUUCUGGGAUUUAGAGUCCUUUCAGCUUGUAUCUUCUACAGAACAAAGCCACUCCUCGGCAAUUAGGUGUCUCUAUUUCAGUCAAGGUGGAGAAUGUCUUUUUGCUGGUUGCCAUGAUGUGCUAAAGGUUUAUGGCUGGGAACCAGGUAGAACGUUAGAUUCUGUCCCAACUGGUUGGGGAAAAGUACAAGAUAUAGCUAUAGCUCAGAACCAGCUGAUUGGUGCAAGUUUUCACACUGCAAAUAUUGUUUUGUACGUAUGCGAUUUGAAAAAAAUUGCUCCGCUGGGAGGAGUUUCAACAUCCGGUUCCCCAUUUAGUCACGGGAAUUCGUUAAGGAAAAGCUUCUCUAGAGAAAGACCACCGGGUUUAAAAAAACAUACAGUAGAUGUACGAACUAUUGAAGAGGCAGACAAAUCUGGAACUGACCCAGAGGAUGAAGCAACUUAUGCUGAUAUACCCAGUGUCACCGAAUACGAUGAAGUCUUUCAACCAAAUAGAGCGCUGUCUCGCACUCCACCCCCAGAACCUGAGGCUUUCCAGGAGCCUCAAGAAUUAGAUCCCACACAACCACAGAUAUUGCAAAAUCUUUCUACCUCAAUGUCAAACAUAAAUAUGAUGGAUUCAGAGGAAGUUCCGCCCAUAGUAUCGCCGUCGUCUCCGCCUCCACCUGCACCAACGUUAUCGUUAACGAAACCCGUACCAGUACGUGUUCAACCAAUAAAGUCAUCGCCACCUGUUCAGAGGAAUGCCAUCACCUCCACGAGUCAGAUAAAGGCGAAUCUUCAAACGAACAACGGUCUUGCCAGAACGUCGAAGAAUCUGGCGUCCAUACCUCCUCUUAGACAAAGCAUCACGCCUUUCCCCGGGAAAAAAUCUGGUCCUACCAGUGACAUGGGAACACUUCCACAACCUUUGGGUCCACAAAGAUCAAAUUCUACGCUGACACCGCGCGUGGCACCAAUGGCCGCUGUUCUUCCAGUAAUGGACGAUGGGAAAAUAAAGAAUAGAGCACCUAGCCCGGAUUCUCCUAAGCACUACUUGAAAAGACAAAGUAGUUGCAGAGAUGGGGAACAGGGUUACGAAAGCGAUUAUCCGGUACAAAUUAAUAAUAUAAGGCAUAGUCCCUCUGACCCUGCGUUGAACAGGCCAAAUUCCGCGCAGUCCAGGUCUACGUCUCUCAACAGAAACUUUCCUACCUCAGCGUCGCGCAACGCUACCACAGCUACCACCUUUGCCACAAAGAAAUCAAACAAAGCUCAAGUGCCCCCGAAUCCUAAGGUAGAAAUUCGUACUCCUCAACUGAGGCCAAACAUCGAGACCACGGAGAAGGAAGAGUUUAUCCCUAUAAACACUGAUAAACCUUUCGGUUUAGAUGUAGAAGCUUUCCUACCGAAUCAUUUUGCGAGUUCGGCGGGCCUGGGAUACACUCCGAUGGGAGUUCUGAACGAAAUGUCGGAGGCUGAGGUACUCAACAGCAUGAUGAGAGGUCACGAGCCGAUGAUGACGAUACUCACGAAUCGCCAUCGCUCCUUACAGAUCAUCUACUCUCUCUGGCACAAUAAAGAUCUUAAGGCCGCGGUUCAAUCAGCUGUAGCGAUGAACGAUCUCGCAGUCGUCGUGGAUCUGUUGGGAAUAUUGACCUUAAAACCAACAAUGUGGAACCUGGAUCUAUGUAACGCGUUGCUCGGUCCGAUCGGGGACCUGCUUCAGAGUAAAUACGAGAUGUACAUAACGGUGGGCUCCUCGGCGUUGAGGCUCAUCCUGAGAAAUUUCGCAUCGGUCAUCAAGUCCAACGUGGAGGCGCCUCUUCACACCAUCGGCGUCGAUGUGUCAAGAGAGGAACGCUACCACAAGUGUCUCUCCUGCUACGAGAAGCUGUGCACAAUCAGGAGCAUCCUGCUGAAGAAGCAAUCAACCACGGGCAAAUUAGGAGCCUCGUUCCGAGAGCUGGCCGUCCUCAUACGAAGCCUCGAGUGACCACGGCUGAAGCGUUUGGAGAAUUCGACCACCAGGCUGGUCGUUACCUGACAAAAAUUCGAGCGCAAUGGAAGUGGAUGGCCGUCGACCAUGAAGGAACGUGCUUUCGAACUGCUUCAUCCCGUUGGACGCCAUAGUGGACGUCGAGGAUGGCUCCUCCUUCCUUCUUCCCUCGUCUCGUUUCGUCCGCUGCUCUACAAUCGUCGGCAUAAAAAGCGUGGAACGAAAGUCGCCUGAUGAACGGCCGUGGAGAGAUUUUAGGAGUGUAACAACUAGUUGAUUAAAUCCAGGGUCGUUCGGCCAUCGUGUGGUUUUAAUUGUACAUAUAUACAUAUACGUAACGCCUUCAUUGUUGAAGCGCUUGUACUCCUAAACGAACGACGGUAUUUCAUGGACUCAGACCUUGAGAGCUGUUCCCGAAGGAACAAGAGAAAAGUUUCGUCAAUCGAGGCACAGUAAAUAUUGUAAAGUAUCGUACAUUAUAUAAUAUAUUGCGUUAUAUUAUAUAUACACUUAGAUGUGCACUGUUGCUCAAAAGUCUUGGAUGUAACAAACUUAAUUUUUAAAUUACGAAUGCUUGUGAUAAGGAGUAAUAUUUGAGGAACAAAAUUAGAUUUAAAGGAAGCGUUUUUCGACAAAAACAAUUUUCAUAACAUGAAAAUUUGCACGUCUACGAGUACCAAGAUGUUUGAGUGGUAGCGUACGCCAGAUGUACUCUAACAAAGUUCACGACGAAAUUUUUCUUCAAAAAUGCAGUUUCUCGCGUUCGCGGGAAAGAUAUAAAACCGAUGUUUUUCGACGGCCUUCUUGCCAAUCCCGCGUAAUCAUAACACGGCGAUGACGAAGCGUGUUAAUUAAGAAGUAUUAGAUAGUAAUACAUUUUUGCUAGACUUAUUACGGAAAGAUGAGAAAUAACAAAUUGUAUUUUUGCAACAGCCAUUUGCGUCCGUUCAUUAAUAAAAACGAAAAAGAAAGGAAAAAACGAAAAAAAAAAAGAGGUACUAAUCGCGUAGCUAUGUUUUGCCCUUGAUAUUGCACGAAGCGUUUCGUGAGCCGAGAGAAGACUGGUUUUUGGAUCAUUGGAAGUUUUGCUUUGCAGUCUAAUUUCUUGAUCAUGUAAGAAGAAUAUAUAGCUCAAUCUAAAACAUUAAUGGGUAGAGUGUGCGCAUCUGUUAAUUUUAAGCAUUUGUCGCUUUUAUAUCUCCAUUCGUGACAAUAUUACAAGAGUCCCCAUUAUUGUUCUAGAUUGUUAAAUAACUUGUAAACCUCUUUUUUGUAACCUUUUCGGUACAUCGUGUUCCAGUGACAAUUUUUCGGGAUCAGAAGAUAGGCUGCCGACACGUUCUCUUCGAAUUUGCGUUUAAGCGGAGUGGGUGCAUUUAAUCGGCGGUUGUUUUUAAUCGUUCGACAAUAUCGAGUAUUUUUCGAAACAGUAUUUUUUUAAAAUUAACGACGGAAUUAUUGACACGACUGAAAAUUCUAAUUCCUCAACAGAUUGAAAUUUUUAAACUGUAUGAUCCUUGUAACAUGCUGCAGAUUUUAUGGAUUUUAUCAAGUCUGUUUUUAUAUCAAGUAAAUCACCUUUACAGCCAAAUCAGAGAAUAUUUUUUGUAGCUCCAAGAAUCCUGACACUUCGAAGGAAAAGAAGAUGUGAAGAGAAAUUCGAUCCCGCCGAAUUCUCGAUGGAACAGAACUUUGUUCUAAUCAAUUUUUAUUUUUAUUUUGAUAAACAUUUCAUCGUGAAAGACUAACGGACAUGGCCUGAAGAUUAUAUUUUCGAAAAAAGUCGUCGUCGAUAGCGCCGGUAGUGAACGCGUUCCGAAAGGAAAAAUACAGGCAAAAAUACAUAAGAGCACGAGGAGACUCGUCGGUUCCGUCCAACUUAUUUUUAUAAGGGAGAGAAAGUGCGAGAGAGCCGAGAGUGAGUGUGAACAUACGGUGUCUCAAAAAGUACACCACAAAAGUUGUAGAUUCUUCAUAAAAAAAACGAGUCGACUUUCGGAUACUUUGAGUGUCCAAAAUUUUCGAUACAUUUUUUCCGUAAAGAAUCUCCUUUCGUGUACGUCCAUUUUGAAAUAUCCUGUACAAUAUUCCUUAUCGUCCACUUUUGGAUGCGACACGUUAGCUGCGGGAUUUUUAUACGCCGUUUUUCAAAUCUUCUUUUUACAUAUCAUUGCGAAUUUAUGAAAGUGGUUAAAUUUUUUACUGUGCAAGUUUGCAGGAAUCAUGAAAAGGUUAAUGUAUAAUAAUUGGGAGGUUGAUUUACUCUUUCGCAAAAUACGAUUACAAUUGUAAUUGUGACAAGAAUACGGUGUAUACGGAGGUAUGUCUAAAUAAUGGAAGAUAUCGUGAUAAUUUGCAGCUAAGGUGUUGAACCUUAAAAUCGACAACGAUCCAGUUUCCCGCGAUCGAUCUGUACAUACUUACGCCUUCAUUGUCUAAGCCUUUGCACUCUUAACGAACAAAUAUUACGAGCUGUCUGCGCUCAAUUAAUUGUAACACGUAGCGCUUACCGUAGAGAUAUCUUUAAUAUAACUGCGACUUUCGUGGAUCUGCUAAUUUAUUUUCUGUUAAGCUACCGUUGAAAACACAAACGAUCCACGGAUGGUUUUCGUUUUUGAUCGUGCCAGUUUAUCUCAUAGAUUUUUUUAACCCCUCAGCGUCGGAUUCGCAAUAUAAUGUUUAUAUCUUCCAUAUUGGCAAAUCUUCUGGCGCAGGGGUGACACAAUUUUCGACUAACGAUAGAAUACACAAUUAACGAAGAUUAUUAUACGCCUAUUAACCGUCAGCUAGAACGUUCUAGUUUUGUACGUUAAUGUAAAUAAGGAUAAGAAUAUUUUCUAUAUAAUAAUCGUACUAUUUCUCGUACUAUUUGCGAUCGCACCAGUGCAAAGGCCUGAGAACGAGCCAGGGACGAAUUUCGUUUAUUUUUUAUCGUGGAGUAUUUCGAUUUUUAUUCCGACUGAUCAUAUUUUUAACGAUGUCACUCGAUAAAACGACUGCUACACAUAUUUAGAUCUCGUAAGCUUAGAAAGCUUGUGAGAUUAGAAAUUCACUGUCGUCGAAAUUUAGAUUAGUAUUUUGUUUUUAAGAUGCGAACUUCUGCCAAUAUCAGAUUAACCCUCGUGCAUCGUUGUUAAAAAAUUUGACAAAAGUGAUAUUAAAUACACUGAAAUAUUUUAAAUAAUUAUUUAACGGUGCAGAAGGGUUGAGUGCACAGGAGUGUCCUGUUUAUCGAGCUUCUCCGACUGCCUUAAUUUCGUUCCCGUGCGUUCUCGUUCGAACUAAUCGAUCCUAGUUUAAGGAAUCAGCCACUGAGGAAUAAUAAUUCUAUUACAAAAUUU
Megachile rotundata (alfalfa leafcutting bee) is the source of this 6266-nucleotide messenger RNA. RefSeq names its product katanin p80 (gene kat80). The record is from RefSeq and is a predicted model, not a curated record. Gene Ontology annotation, molecular function: microtubule binding. Gene Ontology annotation, biological process: microtubule depolymerization; microtubule severing. Gene Ontology annotation, cellular component: katanin complex. Lineage: Eukaryota; Metazoa; Arthropoda; Insecta; Hymenoptera; Megachilidae.